Capsella rubella is the source of this 1303-nucleotide messenger RNA. RefSeq names its product calcium uniporter protein 6, mitochondrial. Bases 177 to 1058 code for a protein of 293 amino acids. Gene Ontology annotation, cellular component: mitochondrial inner membrane; uniplex complex. Gene Ontology annotation, molecular function: uniporter activity; calcium channel activity. The record is from RefSeq and is a predicted model, not a curated record. The transcript is spliced from 3 exons. NCBI's taxonomy places the organism in Eukaryota, Viridiplantae, Streptophyta, Magnoliopsida, Brassicales, Brassicaceae. Gene Ontology annotation, biological process: mitochondrial calcium ion homeostasis; calcium import into the mitochondrion.
UUCUUUUUUUUUUUUACCUUUUUUCCAAAAUUCUAUAGAUAAAAAGCAAAUGGCUACGUGCUUCUCCUCUCUUUUCCUUUUUUUUGUUCUCUUUCGAUUUUCCUAAUAAUCUCUUAAUUAUAAUAGAAGAAUCUGAGAUUCGUAAUUAAACGUAUCUUCAGAUUCGUGGGUUCGUAAUGUGGUCAAUGGGUCUGCUCAGGCGUACGGCAAUGUCCAGCGCCAUCAGAGCUUCUUCACAAAGGACAUGGCUUGUCCAUGGUGGAUCAAGAAGCUGCGUCACCGUCAAUACACCGCCGUCAGAUGAGGAAGAGAAGAAGAAGAAAGAGGUAACUAUAGCGGAAGCGAAGAAGCUGAUGAGGCUUGUGAAUGUUGAAGACAUGAAGAAGAAGCUUGUUGGUAUGGCUGAUAGAGAUGUCGUCUCUUACACUUCACUUUUAGAAGCUUCUCAAGGAAUGGGUAUCGCUAGAUCUCCUGAUGAAGCUCACAUCUUUGCUCGUGUUCUCGACGAUGCUGGCGUUGUCUUGAUUUUUCGUGAUAAAGUCUUUCUUCACCCAGAUAAGGUGGUGGAUCUGAUUAGACGGGCGAUGCCUUUGGAUCAGAAUCCAGAGGAAGAUCAGAUAAAAGACGAAUUCAAUAAGCUGAGAACCAUGAAAGAAGAGAUUGAUGUUCUUGCUCAUAGACAAGUGAGGAAGAUUCUUUGGUGUGGUUUGGCUACUUCCAUGGUUCAAAUUGGGCUCUUUUUUAGAUUAACUUUCUGGGAAUUCUCAUGGGAUGUGAUGGAACCAAUCACUUUCUUCGCUACAGCGACAGGCAUCAUCGUGGGUUAUGCUUAUUUCUUGAUGACUUCGAGGGAUCCCACAUAUCAGGAUUUCAUGAAGAGACUGUUCUUGUCGAGGCAGAGGAAGUUGUUGAAGAGUCACAAGUUUGACUGUGAGAGGUUUAAGGAAUUGGAGAGGAUGUGUAAAACGACGUCGUCUUGUCACGCAGCUGCGUCUAUAAGGAAUCGUGUUGGGUUAGAACUUGAUCUCGAGGAUGCUUUGCAGAGUCGCAGAGACUGAUUCAUUCAAAAAGAAGAUAAUCAUUCCGAUUUUUCUUCUCUCUGUUGUGCAUGGUUCUGUGAAACUGAACAAUAUGAUUAGUCUUUUGCUUUCGACCAUCCUUUUGUGCUUCUUAAAGAUACAUAAAGUACCUAUUGACAUUUUUGUUGUUACUGUAAAGAUUGACUGAACAGAUUUAACUGUUCUCUUUACAUUGACCGUUAACAGGUCAUUUUUGUUUCUAUAUAAGGACCCUUUUCUUUACU